GAAUUGGCUCGAGGCAUUGGCCUGGCCCAAGGAUCUGCCUAGCCCUGGAGUUCUGACUGGCUGCACUCCAGUGUGUGUCCCCCACAGCAUCAUGCUGCAGCAGAUCCUGCAAGACAUGUACAUCGACCCAGAGCUUCUGGCUGAGCUCAGUGAUGUGCAGAAGCACAUUCUCUUCUAUAAGAUGCGAGAGGAGCAGCUUCGGCGUUGGAGGGAACGGGAAGCAUGGGAUACCUUGGCUCAGGCAGAGGGCCUUAGGCCGGCAAAGGUCAAGAGAGCAAGCAACAAGCAUAUCCAGUGGCUGCUGGGAGCAGAUGGUGAGGUCUGGGUGUGGGUCAUGGGUGAAGGCCCUGGAGACAAGCCCUAUGAAGAGAUAUCUGAGGAACUGAUUGCUGAGAGGGCACGGCUGCAAGCACAGAAAGAGGCUGAAGAGCUCUGGAGACAGAAGGAGGCAGAGAUCACCAAGAAGUUUCGGGAUGCCUUGGCCAAUGAGAAAGCCCGGAUUCUGGCGGAGAAGUGGAAAGUGGAGAUGGAGGACCGCAAGGCGGCUAAAGUCCUGGAGGAACGUAUCCACGAGGAAUUCAAGAGGAAAGAGGAAGAGGAGAGGAGGCGAGGGGAAGAACAGAUUCGACUCCAAGAGGAGCAGAGGGCAAAGGAACUUUACUGGACCCUGAAGCAGGCCCAGCUGCACUGCCAAGCCAGUGAGAACGAGGAGCGUGAAUGGGAAGAACAGCUGCGUAGAUCCAAGGCGGCUGAUGAGGAGAGGAGCCGUCGUGCUCAGCGAGCCCGGGAUGAGUACCGGCGCCACUCACUCCGAGCCAUCCAGAAGGGCACUGUUGCUGGCCUGAGCACCAUGUUCCAAGAACUUGGCCAGAACCAUGAGCAGGAGGCAAGACUCUAUCACCAGCUUCCUGGCACCGGUUCACCAUCACCACUCGCAGGACCUGACAGGACCUGGGAGCGACCUCUGCGUCCACUCUCCAGAGAAGUCAUCGUGCGCUGGUUCAAGGAGGAACAGCUGCCUCGCCGAGCUGGCUUUGAGAGAAACACCAUGUCCAUUGCCCCCUGGUUUCAUGGGAUUAUUAGCCGAGAGAAUGCAGAAGACCUCCUGGAGAAUAUGACUGAGGGAGCAUUUCUGGUUCGUGUCAGUGAGAAGAUCUGGGGUUAUACCCUGUCCUACCGCCUGCAGAGAGGCUUUAAACAUUUCCUUGUGGAUGCCUCUGGGGACUUCUACAGCUUUCUGGGAGUGGAUCCUAAUCGCCAUGCCACUCUAACAGAUCUCAUUGAUUUUCACAAGGAGGAAAUCAUCACCGUUUCAGGGGGAGAGUUGCUACAGGAACCCUGUGGACAGAGGGAUAGCCCACCAGACUAUCACCUGCUGUUUGAAUGAUUUUUUUUUCCUUCUUUUGGACUCC
Molecule: messenger RNA, 1412 nt
Organism: Arvicanthis niloticus (Nile rat)
Lineage: Eukaryota; Metazoa; Chordata; Mammalia; Rodentia; Muridae
Gene: Sh2d4b
Product: SH2 domain containing 4B
Cellular component (GO): cytoplasm
Source: RefSeq, a predicted model, not a curated record